GUGAGCAGAAGAGGCGUUGCUGGCGGCAGAGGAGCAGCAGAAAGAAAGGCAACCAAAAAUGAAGUUCACAGACUCGCCGGUGAUCGAGCUCCCAAUCGGAGACAAGGUCCUCUCAAUUCAACAAGACAACGGAUCGAUGCACGUUGGCACCUCCGUCUGGCCGUGCUCCCUCGUCCUCGCUAAGUUCCUCGAGCGCUGGGCAGGAGUCUCGCCCUCCGCUGCAAACCCUUACUCCUCCCUUGUCGAUUUCGGCUCCAAGCACCGCCGGGCCAUCGAGCUAGGCACCGGCUGCGGGGCCGCCGGGAUGGCGCUCCACCUCCUCGGCCUCACCGACAUCAUCCUCACGGAUAUCGCCCCCGUGAUGCCGGCGCUCAAGCACAACCUCAAGCGGAACAAGCAAACCCUAGGUAAGAUGCUGAAGACCUCGAUCCUGUACUGGAACAACGCGGAGCAGAUGAAUUCGCUGAAGCCGCCGUUCGACAUAGUGGUCGCGGCUGACGUGGUGUACAUAGAGGAGUCGGCGGUACAGCUGAUUGGUGCUAUGGAAGCGCUGGUGGCCGACGACGGCUUGGUGCUGUUGGGAUAUCAGUUGAGGUCUCCCGAAGCGCAUAAGCUGUUCUGGGAAAUGUCUGAGACGGUUUUCGAGAUUGAGAAGGUCCCCCAUGAAGAUUUGCAUCCUGAUUACGCUUAUGAAGAGGCUGAUAUGUACAUAUUUCGCAAGAAAAAGAAACAGCAGUAGCUGAAUCCGCGCAACCUUGCUGGUAUGAAACUCUCUUGCUUCUUCCUCUUUUGCUUAAGCAACGACUCCUGGUUUUGCAUUUUGUACUUUAUUUCAGUAAAGUUUUAAUCUUUUAGAAGCCGUAGAUAGUAGUAGGAGCUUAUGCAGACACAAAUAUAUCAGGGUUAGCGAAAUUACAUUUGAACAAGAACAUUGCCAUUCGACAUGGUUGUUUUGGAUUUUUCAUACUUUCAUUUGAUGCUGAUUAAUAUAUAUAUACUGAUGACCCUAUUAGGAUCUUCAUUAGAGCUCUGCACACUCGCUCACAAACAAGAUAUGAGAAAAAGGGCAUUGUGGGUUAUUGUUGAUGAUGCAACAGCGAAGCUGUCUCGUUCUUUACUGAAAUUUAUGAAUGUUGCCUUUGCAUAGGGUUCAUUAUUGUUUCUCUGCCCUUGCGGUGAGGGACUGAGGGUGGAAAAGGAUGAGCGGAUUUGGUGCAGAUUGGUCCAUGCUCGUGAGGGAUUUGUGCUGGCAAUUGAUCACCAGCAGCGAAGGAGGGAUUGAAUAGCACUUGAUCCGUUGAUUGGCGGGAGGGAAUCCUUGUGUUUCAUCAACACUGACUACAGAUCCUACGAGAGAGCCGCUCAACUGAUAGUGGAGAGUAUUAUUGUGCAUUGACAACUGCAAUAACUCUGUUGUCAUAAGAUUCUAUGUUACAAAAAAUGCUUGAAUCACAAGGUAUCCUGCUCAACGGGCAGACUCUGCUAGUUUCAAUAGUAUUUUUACCACUUUAUGAUCCAUUUCUGUAUUGUGAUUGACUUGAGACUUCAUUUCUGUACUCUUACCACCUUAAUAUGAUUAUUCCUUCCCACAGACCACGAUUGGGAAGAGUGAGGUUAUAUGUAUUGGUA
Messenger RNA from Linum trigynum, 1629 nucleotides. The record is from the annotation of a GenBank genome assembly. Lineage: Eukaryota; Viridiplantae; Streptophyta; Magnoliopsida; Malpighiales; Linaceae.